AUGUCAAUUUCAAAAUUCAAAAAAAAACUUAACAAGUAUAAAAUCAAAGCAAUAUCGACCAAGCCACCAUGUUCUACUGCAUCCAAAACUGUGUUAUCUUCAUGUCUUGCCGAGAAAACCGGCACCCCAAACGUGAACGUUCAAUUGCUCCAGCCAUCAACACAUCAAACGGUCUUGGAGACCAGUUCAAGUUCACUAACGUACGAUGCACCCACCAAAAUGGAGGGCUUAGUGGAUGAAUUUUUAAAUAUGUGUGCAAACGGAAAAAAUAAAUGUGAUAGACAAGCACCCGGGAUUAUAAACUCAAGUAACAGCACUAAUGACAUAACUAUGUACAGAGAAGACGAGCCGUAUUUAGACAUGUUUCAAAUGAACGCGCCUGCUUUGUUGGCGCCAUUCUCAACACCUCAAAAUGUUUUCACAAUCGAUGACGAAUUUCAAAAGAUUACCAAACCAGAGAUAGAACUAAUUAUACCUUUAGAGAAUUCAGCUUUUAAACAACCCAUAUCUAUGAGAAAAAACUCAACCCUCAGAUUAGAUGUUGGGUUACAACAAGUUCAGUCAACUAGUUAUGGUGACAUUUUAAACACACCAGAAGUUGUAAAAACGCUGACUGAACAAGAAUCUGCUUUCAAUCUAUUAGCUUAUGUCUUUGAUGAAAAAAAAACAGACAAUUUGGCUGAAGUACCUACACCCAAAGAUGUAACUGUAUCACCAACCUUACAGUGGUCUCGAAAACGACGUAGUAGUAAUUCGUCAGCUUCAAUACAAACGGACGAUGAUGACUAUCCUAAGCACAGAAAGCCUAAUGAAGAUUAUCAUUCAUCCGACGAUAAGUAUAGACAACUGAGGGACCGUAAUAACGAAGCAUCUCGAAAGUCUAGGGCCACUCGAAAAGCCAGAGAAAAUGAGCUAAACGGCAGCGCUAGUCAAUUGGAAGCCACCAACAGAAGGUUAACUAUCAAAGCUGAAGAAUUGGAGAAAAUGGUCAACGAUAUGAGACAAGCUUUAUUGAAAAUGAUGACAAAGAAAAAAUAAAUAAUUUAAAAAAAAUCCAUCAACUAACCUCUUUUAAUUAUGCUGAAAAAAUUAAUGUCAGGCUCAUAAGAGAUGUUCAUUUUACAUAUUAUAAUCUGUGUGCUUAUUUAAUAUUUUGUAAUAUUUCAUUGCAAAAAAUUAUAUUAAAUAAUCCCAUGAAAGUAUAUAAGAUAACAAUUAAGUUUUGAAUUACAGUAGUAUUAAUAAUUAUAAUAAUUUAUAUUUUACUUUUUGAAUCUAAAUAUUUAUUUUUUUUUUCAAUAUUUUAGAAGUAAUAAAAUAUAAUUUUAAUUUUGGAUCAUGGUA
Metopolophium dirhodum (rose-grain aphid) is the source of this 1344-nucleotide messenger RNA. RefSeq lists its product as uncharacterized. The transcript has 4 exons. Bases 1 to 1038 code for a protein of 345 amino acids. The record is from RefSeq and is a predicted model, not a curated record. Gene Ontology annotation, biological process: DNA-templated transcription; regulation of transcription by RNA polymerase II. NCBI's taxonomy places the organism in Eukaryota, Metazoa, Arthropoda, Insecta, Hemiptera, Aphididae. Gene Ontology annotation, molecular function: RNA polymerase II cis-regulatory region sequence-specific DNA binding; DNA-binding transcription factor activity, RNA polymerase II-specific.